Anthostomella pinea is the source of this 2637-nucleotide messenger RNA. NCBI's taxonomy places the organism in Eukaryota, Fungi, Ascomycota, Sordariomycetes, Xylariales, Xylariaceae. The record is from the annotation of a GenBank genome assembly.
AUGUCGUCCUCCGCCCAAGUUUCACACGACCCCGACGACGAUAAUAAUAAGCUCCAACACCACGCGCCAGAGCGCCCUAGCUUCAAUUCGCACGACACCACCGACCGAUUGAGGGAGGCUUCCAGACUACCGCCGCAAUCGACCGUCAGCAAUAUCAGAAAAGGGAGGAAAUCCAUAUUCAGGGAAACAGGACUGCACGAACCACAACCCAAUACCUCGAGAGAAUUCGAAGAGAAGGAGUUUGGCAAGAUCACCGGAUUAGCGUCUGAGUAUACAUCACCGACGAAACGGAAAGGUUCAGUAGGCGAAUCGACAAGGGAGAAGACAAGGUGGCUGUCCAGGCUGGCCCCAUCACGGCGUCCGGCAAUUAAGACAGCUGCCAGCGCGCCGACUGCCACCAUCACGGGUCUGCACAGGCUCGCCAUGAUCGCACUACUUAUUGCUGUGGUUCUCCCCGCCCUCAGUUACAAUAAUGGCCGUGGAAAGGUUGAGAUCAGAGGCGCGGAUGCGGGUGUAAUCCAGAAACCUCCUGGCAUCGUCCUCGAGAACCGGGCAGACAGCUCUACCGAUGUCUGCAAGAGAUGGGCCGGGCAGAGUGCCGCGGUGAACGGCACUCUGUAUUACUUCGGAGGACGAUCCAAGACGAGCGGCGACCAAACCUCGGAUACAUGGAACAACGAUUUCCUCGCGCUCGACCUCACAAAGUCGUGGGACAUCACCUCACCCGCCUUGAGCGGCCUUGCCCAGCCGUCUGGCCCGCCGGCUGUCUCACUGGGCUAUCUCUGGAAUGACUACGAGCACCUCUUCCUCUACGGCGGCGAGUUCUCCGACACACCAGUGACCACGCCCACCGCAGUCUCGACGUGGCAGUACGACAUCGCGUCGUCCACGUGGACCGAGUUCAAAAACCCCGUCACGUCGGCCGGCAACUACUCGACUGCAGCAGACGUGCCCAUCCAGCGGGCAGCAGAAGGCGCGGGCAUUUCCGUGCCCGAGCUCGGCGUGAGCUGGUACUUCGGCGGCCAUCUCGACGCGUACACCACCCCUGGGUGGUCGGUCCAGGUCGCGAGGGUGUAUCUUCGGAGCCUGCUCGAGUUCACGCACCCGGGGUACGCCAACUCGGGCGUCGACUCGCUGCACGCCUCGGCCGCGCCCGACGGCGGCGCCUACCGCAACAUCACGCAGGGCGGCAUCCAGGAUGAGGCCGGGUUCACGGAGCGCGCGGACGGCGCGCUCGUCUACGUUCCCGGCUGGGGCCCGAACGGCAUCCUGCUCGGUCUCGGCGGGGGCGUCGUGACCGACAGCGACAGCAGCGCCGCCUUCGCUUCAAUGACCACCAUUGACGUCUACGACAUCGAGUCGAGCGAGUGGUACCACCAGGAGACGUCGGGCGACGCGCCGCAGGUGCGCGUCAACCCGUGCACGGUCGUCUUCUCCGCCCCCGACGCGAGCUCUUUUAACGUCUACAUGUACGGCGGGCAGAACCUGCUCCCGGUCGGCUCGCAGGUGCAGUACACGGACGUCUGGAUCCUGACCAUCCCCAGUUUCACGUGGAUCAAGGUCGACACCUCCACCAGCACUAACCCAGCCGGGCGCGCGGGCCAUCAGUGCGCGGCCCACGACGGGCAGAUGGUCGUGUUCGGCGGCUACACGGGCAACGAGACGACGUGCGAGAACCCGGGCAUCUUCAGCUUCGACGCCUCAAGCCUGGCGUGGAAGGACUCGUUCGCAGCGGCCGACCACGCCGCCGACAUCGACCCCGACAACAGCAUCCUGGCGGGCAGUUAUGGGUACCAGGUCCCCGGCGCCGUGCAGUCCGUGAUCGGCGGGUCCUCGGCCGGCGGCGCCACGGCGACGCAGCCCGCGUCGGGCCCCGCGACCGACGGGCCCUUCAAGACGGGCACGGCGCCCGUGUUCACCGUCACGGCGGCGGGCAGCACGGCGACCCCGACGACCGUGUCCGCCUCCUCGAGGCGCGCCAACACGGGCGGCCUCAUCGCCGCGGGCGUCGUGGCCGGGCUCGCCGGGCUAGCAGCAAUCUACCUGGGCUUCUGCGCCUGGCUGUGGCGGCGCCAGGUGCGCGCCUACAGGGCGCACAUGGCGGUCGCGAACCGCUACUCCAACGAUGGCAGUGACCGGCCCGGCAUGGCCGAGAACCAGGCCGCCGAGGUCGCGGGAGCCGCGGGGAUGAUGCUCCCGACGGGGUCGCGCGACCGCGUCGAGCGCGAGAAGCUGCGCAAGUCUGCGGGUCCCCGAGGGACAGGGUCGUCUGGCGCUGGUAGUGAUCAAGGAGAGCAGUUCGGGUGGGUGGGCCAGCAGCAGCACCUGGGCGAGCCGAAGUGGAUGACGAGCAGCGAGGACCCGUCGCCGGGGUCCGGGUCGGCGAUGACGGGGUCGGGGUCUGGACCUACGUCGAUUCCGCGGCCCAGCGAGGACCGCAGUCCUUGGGGGUACGACAGUUAUGCUGCGGGCGUGGGAAGGUCGAAGAGCGGCGCGAGUCGCGCGAGCGAUGCGAGUGGGGCGAGCGCGGAUGGGCUGAUGGAUGGACGGGAGCCGAAUUUUUUUAGUAUUGUGCUGGGGCCGAGGCGGGCGCUAAGGGUUGUUAAUGGGAUGGAGGAUGCGGCGCCGGCGGCGUGA